Messenger RNA from Biomphalaria glabrata, 3139 nucleotides. Its product is annotated as beta-2 adrenergic receptor-like. Gene Ontology annotation, biological process: G protein-coupled receptor signaling pathway. Gene Ontology annotation, cellular component: membrane. The transcript has 3 exons. The record is from RefSeq and is a predicted model, not a curated record. The coding region runs from base 669 to 2597 and encodes 642 amino acids. Gene Ontology annotation, molecular function: G protein-coupled receptor activity. Lineage: Eukaryota; Metazoa; Mollusca; Gastropoda; Planorbidae.
GUGUUCAUACUUACCGUAGUUCCUUGUUUUCUGUGGACUCUGUAUAAAUAAUGACUGAGAGAAAGUGUCCGUAGUUCAAAAGUUCUUUGAUGACUAAGACAUGACUGAAGACUGGUGGAAUCUUUCUACAAAAAGAUGUCUCGCCUUUACAGAGACGUCAAGUGCUUAUGAAGUCAACUGAAACGUUCAACCACAUCUGGACUCAAGAAACUAGAUGGUCAUAAAACGAUCAACAGUGCUACCCCUAAGUGCUUUGAACAGACUUAGGUGUCUUUCAAUGAGGAACAUCUCAGCCAGAUACCUGUGCACAUUUCACUACACAAAUAGGCCGUUAUAAUUAUGUAUUAAUUGUUAAAAUAAUAAUUAGGUUAAUGGUCAUAUUUUAUGAGUCUCAGCAACAGAACAUUUGCUACAAGUCAAUCUGUAAAUGUGUUCAAACAGAUUAAGUCGAUUUCAAUCAGUGAUCUAAUAUACAUUUCAGUAUUGAUUUCUAAAAGAGUCGUUGUACCUUUAUAAUCGCAUGUCUUCUUUUGCUUCUAAGUAGUGAGUAGUAUAUGUUUUAUUUUUGUGUGUGUUAAGCUACUAUGUUCUGUAAAGGAAAAGCUUUACUUUCAUAAUUUAUUUAUAUGUAUUAGCUUAUUGUAAACAAUUAAGUUGUUUGGGUUUUUAUGGGUUUUUGUUUUUUUCUUAUCUGUCUACAUCUGGUUAUGCGUGGUAUAGUUGACUUUGUCUUUAUAGAGAACGGCUAUUUGGACGUUGGAAACCAGUCGUUUGCUUAUCUAGAUGACCCUCAAGUACAAGAUGCAAGGAACGUCUUUGUCAGCUUUUGCAUCGGCUACAUUCCUGUCAUCCUCUUGUGCAGCAUUCUUGUCUUUUGGGGUGUCGUCCUCUACCCAGGGUUUCACAGCACAAACGACUAUCUCCUGAUGAGCAUGUCUGUGGCGGACUUUCUGAUGGGGGUCUUCUGUUUGCCGAUGAGUAUUCUGAGCAAUCUCCGUAGCACGCAAGGCAUGAUACUUUCCAACAAGUACGCCUGCUUGGCGUGGUUCUCAUCCAUCAUCCUGGCAGGGGCGGGCUCCCUCCACACGUUGCUGCUCAUUGCCUUGGAUCGUUACAUCGCCAUCAUGUUUCCGCUCCGCUACCACGACAUCGUCACGUUCAAGAGAGCCACCAGGACGAUCUUGUUGACGUGGCUGUACGUGGUCAUCAUGGCCUUCAUCCCGAUGCUGGGUUGGCACACAUACAUGCCAGAGGUCAGUGUGCUGACGGCGCGAUGCAACUUUUACACCGCCCUGCCCUUCACCUACGUCGUAUGGUCGUCUAUCACCACCGUGUCCGUGACCGUUGGAGUCUCAGCCAUUCUGUAUGUUCAGAUCAUCGGCGUGGCCUUAAGGCAGGUGCACCAGUUCAGAAAGCAAAUGAUGAUGCUCUCACCCUAUCAAAUAUGUAAGUUCGAGAGCCGAGUGAGAUCGGUCAAGGUCACUUCUUUCCUAAUGCUAGUCCAUAUGCUUCUGUGGUUACCCUAUCUCCUGUUUGCGCCUUUAAAAUAUUACGACGUCGUCUCCCCAAAGAAUAUGGAGAUCAUCCAGCUGGCGGUACAAACUGUGAACUUUGCCAAUUCCCUUGUCAACCUGCCCGUGUACUCCAUGGGAAGGCAAGAGUACCAAGCAGUGUUUAAAUUAAUGCUGACCACAAGUCCAUUGCGCUGGAAAUCGGCGUUAAGGAAUCUUUACAGAACUGUCAACUCGGGAAUGUACUCCAAGGAGACUGCGCUAACCUCAGAACGACACACUGUACAUUUUGAGACCGAUCCUCAUUCCAGGUCUACAUUAUCAGACAACGUUGACUAUCAAACAGAGCUUGACCUCUUUAGGUUCUCUUUUGAUAGAUCUACAUCGGUGGACUCCAGUUGGAAGAGGAGCUCGCAGAUAACUGAGUCGGAUUACAUCUCCAAGAAGUUUGCCGAGUCAGAGGAGCUUCAGAAGCAAUCUCUUUAUUCAGCUGCCUCUAAAGGAGUACAACCGGAAGGAAGUUCCGUCAUGCUUGGGGAUCUUACCAACGACUACCUUUUAAUCAAAUUAUUUAUGGACAGGGAACUAGCUUUGAACCAAAGCGUUGAAGAUACGGACGAGGACAACGACUACAUCAAAUUCUAUCAGCACAUUACUAAUGUGGGCAGCAGUGUAGAUGAGAGCAUUCCUUUUUACGAAUUACUUAAGCAGAGUAUGGCCACCGUUGAGUCAGUUAAUGCCAAUACCGGAGUGAAUGCUGCUCAAGGCAACAGAACAACCUAUCUGAAAAAAAUUUCAGACCGUAGUGAGAUGAAUAGGAAAUCUUUGUUUUCAGAUAUGUUCGAGAAGCAAAAGAAAGAGAUAGAGCUUCAAAACUCUGGGAAGUCUCAAAGACUUUUCUUGAAUAAUAUGAAAGGAAAGGAUAGACCUCCCUUCGUUGACCGGCAAGGGACAAAUCAAGGUGUGGAUCACACAAAAGCAGCUUACAACAAUGUUGAAACUACAGGCUUACCAAAUGGUGCGGAAAAAAGUUCGUCCAGUAAAGAGAGCGCAGGCUCCAGCAUAGAAUCUUCAAAAGAUCACUAAAAAAUUUCAUCCCAAGUGUAAAGUAAAGAUUCUUCCAUUCAAUCAACGUGAAGAGCACGGACUAGCCAAAUAUACAUUUUCUUCAAGUCAACAACAAAUACAACGGAAAAACAACUAUCUAAGACUACGACUUUACAAAUGAACAAUAGAAGUUAUAGCCCAUGCACAUUUUUUUUGACUUAUGGGUCGAGAAAAUGUCCGGAAGACUGCAACUUAUGGAUAUCAUUCGACCUCCGACCUCUAGUGAUCAAAGUUGAAAUGUCCAACCAACGAAUGGACGCAAUGGCUUAAGUAGAUGGUGAAGUGUAAUAUGUAAUGAGUGCACUGAAUAGACUUUCUGCUGGGACGAAGAGGAACACUUUCAUAAGACGGACUAGGGUGAUCUGGGAACAUGAGUUGGUUAAUAAAGAAUUGUGCUGAUAUGACAAAUGGAUUGUCGAUAGGACCAGUUGGAUGUGGCUCAAGAUUCAGGUCCUGGUGUUGGUGGGGUGUGGACAUUUUUAUGUGACUACAAACAAAAUAUUAAAUCAAUGGUUAUUACA